This is a messenger RNA of Ostrea edulis (European flat oyster), 2768 nucleotides long. RefSeq names its product tripartite motif-containing protein 2-like. The coding region runs from base 1488 to 2354 and encodes 288 amino acids. The transcript has a single exon. The record is from RefSeq and is a predicted model, not a curated record. NCBI's taxonomy places the organism in Eukaryota, Metazoa, Mollusca, Bivalvia, Ostreida, Ostreidae.
AUGUUACAUAACAAAUUCCAAGCUUUACUAUAGAUGAAUUUCAGUCAUUAGAAAAGAUUAAUUGAUUUCUUAAUAGUAUAAUGGUUUUGUUGGGGAAGAAAGAAAUUUGAACCUGAUUUCAUAAAAUAAAAAUAUUUGAUUGGUGAUAUCUUGAAAAUAAAAAAUCUUUCGGUAGCAGGUCGUUCCGUCCCACAGUCGGUCCGUCCCUAGUCGAUCCGUCCCAUGGUCGAUUCGGCCUAUUUUGCUUAGUCGAUCCCGCCCCUCCAAUUUUUUUUAUCAAAGAUAUAAUAAAUGAAUAAUUACCUAAGACAAAGGGACGUUUUUGCAUAUAUAUUGCAGUUAGUUAUCAAAAUUAGAUAACUGGCGAUGGUGUUAAGUAGAUUUAUAGCACAGACUGUCCAGUAGGGCCCCUGCUAUUAGAUAACUGCCGAAGUUAGACGUGUAAAUAAAAUUGUUUAUUCAGGAUUUAUAAUUUUUGUUUGAAGUGCGAUGGUUAUGAAAAUGUGUGCUCAUUAACUAUUGUAGAAACAUCGUUAUUUAAAUAUGUAUAGCAAUCAAUGUAAAUGUGUGUCCCCUGUCCACUGAUCAUUGUGAAAACACCUGAGUGAAAACAGUUUUAUAACUGCAUUGUUGUGCAACCUUUGAUAAUUAAUUACGAGCUUACAGUAACCUAACUAUUCUUUGUAUUGAAAAUGAAGCCCAUUUUAUCGAAUAUUGUGAUGUGUAUAAUGAUCUUUGAAAAAGCUGUCAAAUAUCAAAACAGCAUAUUAUUGUCAUCCUACCUGAUGACAGAAGAUAUCAGCGGCACACACACCAUGAAGAUAAAAUACGCAAAUGAAUUAAACCAAUUCAGUACUGUAAAUAGCUUUGGAAAAAAGUAAUUAUUUUUUUCUGGGCCGGAUCGACUAGGGGACGUAUUAACUAGGGGACGGAUCGGUAAUGGGACUAAUCGACUAAGGGACGGAUUGAUAAUGGGACGGAAUGUCUAGAAAGCUAAUCUUUCGUGUUCCUCGGGAUUUAUUCAUAGAAAUGCGUAAUCGAAGGCUAAGGUCAUUUAUUUAUCAAAUCGGAAUCAAGAGUCGGAGGCGCCCCCUAACGAGCGUGGUGGUUGCUGAGGGACUCGGAUAUUUAAUCACAGACGGAAGGUCGCUUAACAGCGAGGAUAUGUUGGAUUUAUAGGUGAGACAAAAUUAUAUAUACGCAUUAACAUUGUAGUGCUGUUAAUAUCGAUAUUUAUCAGUAUGUGACUAAUGAUACAGAUAGAUAAGUUCACUUUGAUCAUAGUUUUGUUUAAACUGUUAAAAUGUUUUUAUUAUGAUUCCCUUUUCAUUGACAGUAAACUUUUCGUGUGACCCCGACACAAGAAAUGCUGCCCCCCCCCCCCCCCCCCAAUUGUAGUGCCCAGGACGUCCUACUGUGCAACCUCUGUGAAAAUGUCCCCCAACAGUGUCAUUGUGAACUUUCUAAUAAUUAUAUACUGAAAUGAAAUGACGUCUCCUACAGAAGAACAUGGUGAGACAAUGACGUCACCAGAAACUGUAUCAUCUCCAAUCAAACCACUGCUUGAUGAACCGCGAGUCAUCGCCACCAUAGCCACUGGUAGUGACAGGCUAUUUAAUGUUAGCUGUCUCGGUGAAGAACAAGUUUGGACAUGUGGACUUGAUGAAGUCAUGAAGCUCUUUAACCUCCAGGGUAAACUACUGACAUCAAUACAACCCAAGUCAGGGAACAACGCUCGGGACAUAGCAGUGACACGGGACGGAGAUCUUAUUUAUAUUGAUUAUGAUAAUAAAACUGUAAACCUAGUGAAGAAUAACCAGAUACAGACUAUGAUCACACUACAGGGGUGGAGACCUAUCAAUGUCUGCUGUACAUGCUGUGAAGAUAUCCUGGUUAUCAUGGUCAGUGAUGAUAGAAAACAAUCCAAAGUUGUCCGUUACUCUGACUCCACAGAGAAACAAACCAUCCAGUUUGAUGAUCAGGGUCAACCUCUCUAUAAUACAUCUGGUGGUAACACUAAAUACAUCACUGAGAACAGGAACCUGGAUAUCUGUGUUUCUGACUUUGAAACUAGAGCAGUAGUGGUGGUCAAUCAGUCAGGAAAAUUCCGAUUUAGAUACAUUGGUCAUCCCUCUAAUACCAAGGAACCAUUUGUUCCAGGUGGCAUUGCUACAGACAGCCAGGGUCACAUCCUGACAGCAGACAUUUGCAAUCAGCUUAUCCACAUCCUAGAUCAGGACGGACAGUUCCUCCGUUACAUUGAAAAUUGUGAUUUAUGCUUCCGUUUGGUUUAUGUGUGGACAUCAGAGACAACCUCUUCGUGGCUGAUAAUAACGUGGCUGAUAUUAACCUAGCCAAAGUGAAGAAAAUCGAAUAUAUAUAAGCGGUGUUAAUUACACAUUUCAAGAUGAUGUUACAUUAGAGAUCUAAACUUAGUGUUAAUCAUGUGUUAAUUACAUAUUUAAGCACAGUGUUAAUUACAUAUCUAACCUGUGUUGAUUACACAUCUUAACACAGCUAGUGAUAUCUACAACUCCUUGUCAAUUACAGGAGCUUGUUCAUUACAGUCCUGUGUUUGUGAUGUGUAAUUAACAUGUACUUGUUUCUCAGUGUUUAAUUACAGAUUGAACAUUAGUCUCUCACGGCUGUUUAAUAAUUGCAUGUAUAACUUAUUACUUAGUAUAGUAAUUGCUAAUUUGAUUAUGUUACUAGUUAUUCAUCAAUAUGAACACAUGAAUAAUGAAAUCCAAAUAAAGGUAAAUCCGUUA